Molecule: messenger RNA, 4036 nt
Organism: Apis dorsata (giant honeybee)
Lineage: Eukaryota; Metazoa; Arthropoda; Insecta; Hymenoptera; Apidae
Product: 5-oxoprolinase
Exons: 21
Coding region: 176-4036 (1286 amino acids)
Biological process (GO): glutathione metabolic process
Cellular component (GO): cytosol
Molecular function (GO): 5-oxoprolinase (ATP-hydrolyzing) activity
Source: RefSeq, a predicted model, not a curated record
CGACUGUUUACAUUGUUAUGUACACAUAGUUAAAGUCUUGUCAAAUCUUAUCAAGUAUUAUUGCGCACAAAUCUCGGAUCCCUUUCUCGAUCCAGCUCGAUUCCCGUCCAGAGUCGAGCAGAUUCGAUCCUCGAGUGUUUGUCGGCGCGGUGAACCGAGUAAAUCGUAAAUAAAAAUGGGUGGUGAUAAAUUCGAGUUCGCCAUAGAUCGCGGCGGCACGUUUACCGACGUGUACGCUAGGUGUCCAGGCGGGAAAAUUCGAGUGAUGAAACUGCUCUCCGUGGAUCCUGCCAACUACGACGAUGCCCCGCGCGAAGGUAUUCGCAGGAUUCUCCAACAGGAGACUGGGAGGAAAAUCGAAGGAGAGAUAGACGGAUCGUUGAUAUCGUGGAUUCGAAUGGGCACGACAGUUGCCACGAACGCUCUUUUGGAGAGAAAAGGUGCGAAAAUGGCGCUGUUGAUCAACGAAGGAUUCAAAGAUCUUCUUUUCAUCGGGAAUCAAGCACGCCCCGAUAUAUUCGACUUGCAAGUAGUCACUCCAGAAGUAUUGUACGAAAAGGUAGUCGAAGUUAAGUGCAGAGUGAUACCCGCAUCGGUUGGAAAGUGUCAGUUGGAUCACAAGAAAUGGCGCAGAGUGAAGGGAUGUACGGGGGAGGAUCUAUUUAUCACUCGAGAAUUGGACGAGGAAAAGUUGAAAUUAGAUCUGGAGGAAUUGAGAAGAUCGGGAAUCGAGAGUCUAGCCGUGGUCCUCGCGCACAGUUACACAUACGGCGAACACGAAAUACGAAUAGGGGAAUUGGCGAAACUCGUUGGUUUCCCCCAAGUUUCGCUUUCGCACGAAAUUAUGCCUAUGGCGAGAAUAGUUCCUAGAGGAUUCACAGCCUGCGCCGAUGCAUACUUGACCCCGCACAUUAAACGAUACUUAGAGGGAUUCUCUUCUGGUUUCAAAGAUAAAUUGAGAGGUGUGAACGUGCUGUUCAUGCAAAGCGACGGUGGAUUGACUCCAAUGAAUUCAUUCAACGGGUCUCGGGCCAUUCUUUCCGGCCCAGCGGGCGGAGUCGUCGGUUAUGCGAUGACCACGUACAGCAAAGAGACCGAUUUGCCCGUGAUUGGAUUCGAUAUGGGCGGUACUUCUACCGAUGUCAGUCGUUUCGGCGGUAGCUACGAGCAUGUAUACGAGAGCACAACCGCAGGUGUCACGAUCCAAGCUGCACAGUUGGACGUGAACACAGUUGCGGCAGGAGGUGGAUCGAUGCUUUUCUUCAGGUCGGGUCUCUUCGAGGUCGGGCCCGAGAGCGCCGGGGCACACCCUGGCCCAGCUUGUUACAAGAAGAACGGCCCCCUGGCUGUCACCGAUGCGAACCUCGCUCUCGGAAGACUUUUGCCCGAAUAUUUCCCGAAAAUAUUUGGCCCGAGUGAGAACGAACCGUUGGACAAGUCUCGAACGAUGGAAGCUUUUCAAAUUCUCACCGAUCAAAUAAACGAAUUUCUAGCGAAAGAGGGGCACGGCGCGAAGAUGAGCAUCGAGGAAGUGGCGAUGGGAUUCGUCAGAGUUGCUAACGAAACUAUGUGUCGACCGAUACGAGCUCUCACUCAGGCGAAAGGUUACGAUACAUCUCGCCACGUUUUGGCGUGUUUCGGGGGUGCAGGGGGACAACACGCGUGCGCCAUUGCGCGUUCCUUAGGAAUGGGAACUGUAUUCGUCCACAAAUAUGCAGGAAUUUUGUCAGCCUACGGAAUGGCAUUGGCUGACGUCGUGGAAGAGGCCCAAGAACCUAGCGCAGAGGUUUACGAACAGGAGUCGUUCGCACGUUUGGACGAACGAUUGGACGCCUUGGAGAAGAAAGUUCGUGCAAAGUUGGCUGCCCAAGGAUUCCCCGAAUCUCACAUAAAAACGGAACCUUUCCUACAUUUGCGUUAUCAAGGGACAGACUGCGCUCUGAUGUGUACGGCUAGCCAAGAUACCAAACACAAGGGCACGAAACACGGAGAUUUUCUCAGUACCUUUUUGGAAAGGUAUCAAACGGAGUUCGGUUUCACCAUGCCCAAUCGAAAGAUCCUAGUAAACGACGUGAGAAUAAGGGGUACGGGGAGAACAGAUAUCGAGGAAGAUCCAAUUUUACCUUCGUCCAACGAGCCGCCGAAAUUCGAAAAGACAACCAUGGUCUAUUUCGAGAACGGCUACCAGGAGACCAAAGUGUACCAGCUGCGCUCCCUGUCGCCCGGCCACGCGAUUCACGGACCGGCGAUCAUAAUGGACAGCCUGAGCACUCUUCUGAUCGAGCCUGAUUGCGAAGCGUCGAUCACGCCUCGCGGCGACGCGAGGAUAACGAUCGGCCAAGGAUCGAGAGCCGAGGUCACCACCGAAUUGGACACCAUUCAAUUGAGCAUAUUCUCUCAUCGUUUCAUGAGCAUCGCCGAACAAAUGGGCAGGAUCCUUCAGCGUACCGCCAUCUCGACCAAUAUUAAGGAGCGGCUGGAUUUUUCUUGCGCGGUUUUCGGACCUGAUGGCGGCCUCGUUUCCAAUGCCCCCCAUAUACCCGUGCACCUGGGCGCCAUGCAGGAGACCGUUCAAUACCAGAUGAAGGCGUUCAAGGGUGAAUUCGAGAGGGGAGACGCGAUCCUCGCGAAUCAUCCCCUGGCAGGGGGAUCCCAUCUUCCAGAUCUUACCGUCAUCACCCCUGUCUUUUACAAGGACGUGGAGAAGCCGGUGUUCUUCGUGGCCAGUAGGGGACACCAUGCCGAUAUUGGAGGAAUCACGCCUGGUUCCAUGCCUCCGCAUUCGACUUGUUUGCUUCAGGAAGGGGCGACGUUUAAAAGUUUCUUGUUGGUGCACAGAGGAGUAUUCAGGGAGAAGGAGUUAACGGAAGCGUUGAUGGAACCGGGGAAAAUUGCGGGGAGUUCCGGAACCAGGAAUCUGUCCGACAAUCUGAGCGAUCUCAAGGCUCAGAUCGCAGCCAAUCACAAAGGAUCGAUGUUGGUCAACGAGUUGAUCGAUAUAUACGGCCUCGACGUGGUGCAAGCUUACAUGGGUCACAUUCAACGCAACGCCGAAGUUGCUGUGAGAGAUAUGUUAAAAUCUGUCGGGAAAAGGCUUCUCGAGCAAACUGGAAACACCACGGCAACUGCGAUCGAUUAUCUGGACGAUGGCAGUCCUAUUCAAUUCCUUUUGAACAUCGACGUGGACAAGGGUGAAGCGGUCUGCGAUUUCUCCGGCACGGGGUACGAAGUGUGGGGCAAUUGUAACGCACCCAGGGCCAUCACUCUCUCCGCGUUGAUUUAUUGUUUGAGAUGCAUAGUGGGCAGAGACGUUCCUUUAAACCAGGGUUGUCUGAAGCCUGUAAAGGUAAUAAUUCCAAAGGGAUCGCUUCUGGAUCCCUCGGAGGAGGCAGCGGUGGUCGGUGGCAACGUUCUCACGUCGCAACGCGUGGUCGACGUGAUUCUACGAGCUUUCGGUGCUUGCGCAGCGUCACAAGGGUGCAUGAACAACGUGACGCUUGGCACCGAAGAGUGGGGUUAUUACGAAACUGUCGCCGGGGGCAGUGGAGCCGGCCCGACCUGGGACGGCAGAGGAGGGGUGCACACUCACAUGACCAACACGAGAAUCACCGAUCCGGAGAUACUGGAACUUCGUUACCCGCUCAUUCUUAAUAAGUUUUCCCUUCGAACCGGAAGCGGAGGAGCCGGCGCUCAUCGAGGAGGCGACGGAGUUGUCCGCGAAACGACGUUCAGGGCGCCUAUGACGUUGUCCGUAUUAACGGAAAGAAGGGUAAAUAGCCCGCCUGGAUUGGCUGGGGGAGGAUCGGGUCGAAAAGGAAGGAACACGUUGGUAAAAGCCGACGGUAGAAGGAUCAAUCUCGGCCCCAAAACCGCGGUACCCGUUUAUCCAGGGGACACGUUUAUACUGGAAACUCCCGGAGGCGGUGGCUACGGUCCUCCCGGAGUUGAGAAAGAGGGAUCGAUUCGGAGAAAAGCUCGAGGAUUCGUGGAACGCGGAAGCGUGUUCGAAUACAGAAAAGCUCAAGAAUCUGUGUGA